AAUUCAAUACAUAUAAAUGUUGAGCGAUGUAUGCACACACAUACUAACAUUCGAAUGCAUACAUAUGCAUAGGGACAUAUGGCAACGUAUGAAUUUGUUGUGGCCACUAUACGAAGAAUCCAAUUGGAUUCAUCUGUCAAAGUUCAAAAUAAAUUGUGUCUACUAUAUACGGAUGAUGUGUGUACUCAAACACACAGCGAAUGACAUGUAAAUGUAGGAAAGCGAAUCAUAAGACGUAUUUCAACAGUCAUUCGUAAAGUAGUGUUUAAGAAAGAUGGCGAACGUAUAUUGUGUUUUCAUCAAAUUCUGCGUAUUUUGUUUAAUUUUUGUAGAAUUUACCCAAUCAAAUGAAAUCAAUAGAGACCAACGAUACCAAUACAGCAUAGAAAAUUCGGAUAGUCAAAAACACUUAGCUAAUGUGGAAUUCCGAUCAUUUCGUGUGAAACGCGAUACAGACUCGCCUGCAUUGCCUGUAACUAGUAGUUCGUCGUCGGCGGUGGCAUCAUUGACGUCAACACCAACUUCUUUGACGACCUCUGAUAAGACGAAAACUGAAACCCCAACGCCACAGAGCACGCAACAACAUUUGCUCGGUGUAGAUGGGGCCGGCCAACGGAAAUACUAUCCAAAUGAUACGAAAAUGGCAUCUGAACCGGCAUCAGUGUUGACAGCAGCUGCAGGAACAGCUUCAGAUAACAAAGGUCCAAUGAUGAACAAAAGUCUGGGCACUGUACAACAGUCGUCAACGUCGACUACAAAGGCAAUCGAUACCGAGGCAACCGACUCCGAUGAUAUUGAAAAGUUAAUUGGCAGUAUUGAUGAGCCGGAAGAGGCAAUCAAUAAAACAAUUACCGAUGAACUAACGAACUCGACCAAGAAAGUCGAUUAUUUCCAAUACUACAACAGCACCAUGGUGGUAAAUAAGAACAAAUCUGAUGAAUAUUGGUCCGCGAAAAAGGAUUACAUAAUCAGCAGCAUUCUAUCUAAAUCACAUCGAAGAGCCAUUACGGUGCAAUUGAAAUUCGAUUUUCCAUUUUACGGACAUAUGGUUCGCAAUGUCACUGUGGCCACCGGUGGAUUCCUCUACACUGGAGAAUAUGUGCACUCAUGGCUCGCAGCUACGCAGUAUAUCGCACCACUUAUGGCAAACUUUGAUACGAGCAUGUCUAACGUAUCAACGGUGAAGUACAGCGAUAAUGGAACUGCAUUCACUGUGAUAUGGGAAAAAGUACCAUUGCAAGAUGGAACCCCAUCAAAGUCGCCAUUAUUUACAUUCAGUGUGACCCUGCACAACACCGGUGACAUCACAUUUGCAUACAAAGAGAUACCGAUUGCCAUUGAAAACAUCAAAGAUGAGAAGCAUCCCGUAAAAAUUGGCCUAUCCGAUGCUUACAUCAUCGAUAAAACCAUUUAUUUCGCUCGUCGCAAAACAAUUUAUGAAUAUCAUCGGGUCAAUUUCAACGGACAAGACAUCGCAAACGACACGGUCAUCUAUCUAAAAGCGCUACCCACUUGCCUGGAACACACAGAUUGUGUCAGCUGCUUAGACGCUAAACUCGAAACAUUCAAUUGUACGUGGUGUCCGAGCUUGAAUCGGUGCUCGACUGGAACGGACCGCAAACGGCAACAAUGGAUUCAAAGUGGCUGCGAACGAUCGCAAUUGAAAGAUUCGAAAAUAUGUCCAGCACUUGGCACCAAAGGUAAUAAUUACUCGUCACAGCAGACGGUGACGUCAUCACCAUCGUCAUCGGCAACGAACCGAGAAAACGAGCAACAGAAUUUGAGCAACGCCGCCACCUCCGCCGCCACUGAUGCAAAUGAAAACAGAACAUCAACCGAUGUGAAGAAAGCAGCUCCACACAUCAGCAGCAGCAACAACAAUGAACCCAAACACAACCAUGCCAGUUUUGCACUUGGCAUUUUGUUACCAAUCAUCGUGGUUGCCAGUCUUGUCAUGUGGGUGUUCUAUGCAUAUCGCAACCCACACACAAAGAGCGGUCAGCUUCUAAUACAGUACCGUCCAAGCCAAUGGUCAUGGCGAAGGGGAGAAGCGCGUUACACAGCAGCUACGAUUCAUAUGUAACGCCGUAGAUCAUCGUAAAAAUCUGCACAAAAAAGAUUCUAACGAACAAAAAAAAUCACCACCACUCACUAAUAUUUUCUAAACAAAACAAAAAACAAGACAGCAACUACAGAGUCACACAGUAAAAAACACUAAUUUUUUUACGAUUUAGAUAAACAAAACAAAUGAAUUUGCUUUUUCCCUUCUUCGAAUUUUGAAUCAUCAUUUGCAACAGCGGCAAAAGGAGCAGCAGCCGCAAUAAGAACAUCAACACUUUUUACGAUGACAAGAAAAGACGCGACUUUUACCGUAUCAGCAAUAAAUUAUUGUGUUAUUUUUUUUGUAUUAUCAUUUGUUAUUUAUUCCAAAGAAACUGUCGGAAAUGUGCGCAAAAGUGACAAUUUUUUUUAUUUUUUUUUACGAAAUGAAAUAAAAGCAGAUAUUUUUUGUUUGUCUUUCAAAUUGAGGAAUCACGAAAAAUUAAGCAGGCAAUUUAUGUAAAAAAAAUUUAUAAAAUAGUUCGAGUUUUAAGUUUUUGUAUGUAUUGGAAAUGGCUUGGAAAUAAAAGAGCCAUGUAAAAAAAAUACUAUCACAUUUUGUGCAAAAGUGCAAUUUUUCGGAAUGGAUUGAAAGCAACCGACCGUCGAAGUCGUUGAAAAGAUAUUUUUUUUAUUAAAAACUUGGCUUAUGCCAUCGAUUUUUUUUUGAUUUACCAAUAUUUCGUCCUUUUACAAAUUGAAACAAGUUUUUUUUUCUGUUUUGUGCUAUUUUUGAAAAAAUUACUCUCAGCAGCGGAAGCUUUUAUGAUUCUGACAGAGAUGAGUUAGUGUGACUAAGGAUAAAUUUGAUAAUUUUUUUUUCAUCGAUGAUAAUCACUAACUAGUUGAAAUUGAGUGUGCGAUUCAAAAGGGACCUAUGAGAAAUAUAUAUCUUAUUAUUAAUAGGAACCAGUCAACUUACCAAAUAUUAUCAUUUUAAUUAAGACAUGAAUAACUAAUCGACUCUCUCACCCUCUCUAAAUCUGUCUAUCUAUCUCUCAACGAUUGGGUUUGCUUCGUUCACUUGAUCACUUCACAGGUAAAACAUUUUGGACUUCAGGGCACUGCGCAACGUGAAAUUUUUGUAAUUUGUAUUAUUUAAACUAUGUUAAUAAUAAAAUGUUAAGUAGAAAACAAAAUAAAA
Molecule: messenger RNA, 3244 nt
Organism: Sitodiplosis mosellana (orange wheat blossom midge)
Lineage: Eukaryota; Metazoa; Arthropoda; Insecta; Diptera; Cecidomyiidae
Product: plexin domain-containing protein 2
Exons: 7
Coding region: 275-2083 (602 amino acids)
Source: RefSeq, a predicted model, not a curated record